CCAGUGGACUGUUUCAAGUUCCCCCCGGCUGAAACCCUGCCUGAUUUGUGGGCAAUGUUGGGGAUGUAGAAAAAAAAGGAAACCGGAGCAAAGAGAGCGCAAGGGAGAGAUAGGGAGACAACACUAACUGGGUAGCUAUGGAGAUAGUAGGUUUUCCUGGUAGCUUUCUUUGACAGGUGUCGAGUGGGAUAAAAUAAAGUAUCAGAACAGCCUCCAAGAUGUACGGCAAGGGUAAAGGAGCUGUGGUCCCCUCCGAUAGCCAAGCAAGAGAAAAGUUAGCAUUAUAUGUGUACGAGUACCUGCUACAUGUGGGAGCACAGAAGUCCGCACAGACCUUCCUGUCUGAGAUUCGAUGGGAGAAGAAUAUUACAUUAGGGGAGCCUCCUGGAUUCCUCCAUUCGUGGUGGUGUGUAUUCUGGGAUUUGUAUUGUGCGGCUCCAGACCGAAGGGAGACAUGCGAGCACUCCAGUGAGGCGAAGGCCUUCCAUGACUAUAGCGCAGCGGCAGCGCCCAGCCCUGUGAUGGGCAACAUGCCCCCGAACGAAGCCAUGCCAGGUGGUCCCAUGCCCCCAGGCUUCUUCCAGGGACCACCCGGCUCUCAGCAGUCCCCCCACGCACAGCCCCCCCCACACAACCCCAGCAACCCUAUGAUGGGACCCCAUGGCCAGCCUUUCAUGUCACCACGGUAUCCAGGUGGGCCGCGCCCCGGACUCCGAAUGCCAAAUCAGCCUCCGGGGGGAAUCCCUGGAUCUCAGCCUCUCCUGCCAAACAGUUUGGAACCAAUAAGACCGCAAGGACAUCCUAACAUGGGUGGACCAAUGAGAAUGAACCCUCCUCGAGGAAUGGCCAUGGGCCCACAGAAUUAUGGAGGUAUGAGGCCUCCUCCAAACUCCAUGGGCGGCCCCAUGCCAGGAAUGAACAUGGGUCCCGGAGGACGAGGGCCGUGGCCAGGACCCAACGCUAACUCUAUAGCCUACUCCUCCUCAUCUCCAGGGAACUAUGUGGGUCCUCCAGGCGGAGGGGGUCCACCUGGAACUCCCAUCAUGCCCAGCCCAGGUGAUUCAACUAACUCCAGUGAAAACAUCUAUACAAUGAUGAAUCCUAUCGGGCCGGGAGGCAACAGACCCAAUUUCCCUAUGGGACCUGGGCCUGAUGGGCCAAUGGGAGCUAUGGGAGCCAUGGAGCCACACCACAUGAACGGAUCACUAGGGUCUGGGGAUAUGGACGGGUUGCCAAAGAGCUCCCCUAAUAACAUGGGGGGCAUGAACAACCCUCCUGGAACGCCGAGAGAUGACGGCGAAAUGGGCGGGAACUUCUUGAACCCAUUCCAAAGCGAAAGUUAUUCACCCAACAUGACGAUGAGUGUGUGAUUUUAUUUUUUUCCCCUCUUUUUUUUAUUUUUCUUUAUUUUUCCCCUCCUAUUUUUGUACCCCUGCACCUGAUUAUUUUUUUUUCUUCUUCAAUUCAAUCCUUACUUCACCUCGGAUUGGACCACCCCCCCCCCACCUCACACACACCCUCUCCCCUCCCCGUCCCACCCAUACGGGAUCCGCUGCCCCCCCCCCUCCCUUUUCCCUUCUCAUUCGGGAACUCUAUGGCCACACAGCCUUCUGGGACAGCCCUUGAGCAUGCUGGGACUCUAAUUAAGACGGGCCCUCCUGGAGCAUGCAAGAUGGCCGCCGGUCUGAAUAGGAAGCAGUCACAGAGCAACAGGAAGAGCCUCCUCUCUGACUCCGGCCCCGGCCUCCCUGGCUACCUGUCAGGUUCUAGACAAUGAGCGAGGAAAGGAGGACAAACAGAGAGAAAGAGGAGACUGGAUAACAGCCCUCCCCUGAGGACAAAGCGUUGGGUCUUAUAGCAGCUGCCUGGAAGCUUCACGACUGGACUUUUUAUCGUCUUUUUUUUUUUUUUUUUUUUGCUGUUCCUCCCGACGGAUUCAGUUGAGGGUCGUAUAAAACGACCCCUUUGUCUCCCCCCUCCCCCCCCCACAUUGUUCUCUCUGUGUGUACAUUUUUAACAGAGGUGUUGUGAUGAUCAGUGAACAAUUCUUUCUCCCCCAUUAUUUUGUGUAUGUAUUGUAUCAUUGCUAUUUUUAUUAUUGUAUUAUUGUUAUUAAUGAUAUUGGUAUGAUCAUUUUAAGAUUAGGUUCUAAUUUCUGUUUCUGAGGGCACAUUAUUAUGAUGAAGACAGUACAUGUGCACACAAAUUAGAAAUUGUUUGCUGGGCUCCAUGUGGCUCCAUGUGAGCGCACUGCUCCCUGCAGGUAAGAGUUUAUCCAUCAAGGUACUGAUUGGCCCUUUUUUUCUUUGUUUUUAUUUUAUAUAUAAUCUCAGAGUUUUACCAACCAUCUAAAUUGUCAAACUCCUUGUUCAAUAAUCCAAACCAGAAGAAGAAGCGGCUCCUGUUUUAGUAGCUUCCAUGCAGUGAGAUGCACAGCUCUAUUUAUUUAUGUACUUUAAAUUUGUCUUAUGAAUCAUUGUUACUUUUUUUUUAAAGUGUUAUCCCUGGGUUUCUUUUUGUUAAUUGCAGAACUAGUAGCAACUGUGUAAAUAUGCAGAUCCAGUCUGCAGCGUCUCCUCAUCUCCGUCUGACAUCAUAAGCCCCUCUCCCCCGAGCCCUCAAGGUGCUGAAGACCCCCCCCCCCCCCCCAACCCACUCAUGCUGCUUCCACUAAUGCUUAGGUGACUGUUCACUCCGACAUGUGCGUAGGCUGCGUUAUCGUCUCUGCUGAACCGUAGUGAACACUCGGAUUGUUUUUGUUUGCUGAUGACUUCUCAACACACUGUGAUGUACGUCUGUGCUUUAUGGAGAUUUGCUUUUACACACCGGACAGUUUAGCUCGCAGACGUGUUGUCGUACGUGCGGGGCUCCCUCUGAAAGGACUUCUGGCUCUCUGCUGAUCGGAUACGUGGCGUUUUUAUGUCUGAGCAAAGCAGGAAACGGAAAAAAGGCGUUGCUCUUGUUGACUGUGACGAGUGGCCUCCCUCCCUUUUUUUGCUCAUCUUGAAGAAAAACACCUCCGUCCUUUUUCUCCUUUUCUCACCUUUCCAACGGGCCAGCAUCGACACUCACACACACACCACCCCUUCUCUGAUUUCUUUUGUACAACUCUCUCUCUCUUUCCAUCUUUUCGUUCUAAUUUUUUUGUAAAUACUGUAAAAUGCAUUUUGAUAUCAUUGACAUGUUUUGAUAUUUUCAAAUCACAACAACAGUUCAGAUCAGAAACGUGCUGAUUCGGGGCGACUUGUGUGUUUGUUCAGAGAUGGUGUGUCUUUGAUGAUGAGAAACAAACUGGAGCUGCUAUAGACUAUUAUGCUAUUUCACCUCAUCACAGACGGACGCGGCGCUUUACUGUGCAUCAGAGCUGUAGCGUCGAGGGGUCUAAGGGGACGAGGGAGGACAAUUUUGUAAUGAGUGUUUGAACGCCUUUUAGCUAACUCACAGUCACAGAUUUCCUCGACAAAUCUUUAAAUUAAACAUGAGUCUUGUCCAGAAGCCUCCCUCUUCUGUCCUUGGAAGGUUUUGAGUGAGGUGGCCAGAAAGCCACAAAACAGGCAUAUUUUUCACUGUGUUUGACGGGGACUUUGCAAGAACAGAGCGAAAGGCCAGUUUUUCAUAAUUAAAUUUGUCCCUUCCACGUCUGCCUCAGACACACUGCAUUUAACUACCCUUUUGACACAACUGAAACUGAAAGCAGGCCGCACAGGACACUGGCUUUCAAUCCGACACACCAGGUACAAGAGUACAGACUUUACUAUGAAGGAUUUUUUUUUUUUUUUUUUUUUUUUUAUCUAUUUAAAAUGGGGUGGGGAGAAAUGUUUUGGGAAAGUAAAGAGAAAAAAAAAUAAUGGACAGAUUUGUUCUUAUUGCUAAAAAGAGGUAGAGAGAGUGUGAGAACAGGCGUUUCCGCUCCUGUACUUUGAAAUACUGUUGUAUAAAAUGCAGUCGAAUUUCUCUCUAUCUUUCUGUCCUGUAAGUAAAACCGUCACAACGUUGAUCAUUUCUGUAUUUCUAUUGUGCUGAUGUAUAAUACUGUAACAUUCAGGGGUAGGGAGGGUUAAGAGAGGAUCUUUUUUGAGGGGAGUAAAAAUUUUUCGGUUCAGUUCCUCAUUUUUUUUUCCUCUUGAUGACAAAGCAGUAUUGAAUAUGAGGCAGUCUGUCCUUGGGGAGUUGCUUUGUAUCUCAUGUUAGGGUAGUUUCAGAUCCUAAAUGUCUCGUGUAGUAAAAUGAGAGGUUCCUUCUUCGUACGUUUCUUUAUAUUGUAAAGUUUCUUUAGACAAAAAAAUGUUGCUUAUUGGAAAAAAAAGGUGGGAAAAUGCAUUGAUAAUUGUAAUUUCUUUUUUUUUUUUGGGUUUUGUUUUAAUUUUCAUCAAGUUGUCAGUUGUUUUUGCCUGUGUCCCCCUUGUUGUAGAUACAUAUUAAAAACAAAUAAAAUGACUUCACUCCUUUU
This is a messenger RNA of Cottoperca gobio, 4450 nucleotides long. Its product is annotated as single-stranded DNA-binding protein 3. The transcript is spliced from 18 exons. Gene Ontology annotation, molecular function: single-stranded DNA binding; protein binding. Gene Ontology annotation, cellular component: nucleus. Bases 219 to 1370 code for a protein of 383 amino acids. Lineage: Eukaryota; Metazoa; Chordata; Actinopteri; Perciformes; Bovichtidae. Gene Ontology annotation, biological process: positive regulation of transcription by RNA polymerase II. The record is from RefSeq and is a predicted model, not a curated record.